AUGGGGCCUGCUGAUGCGGAAACGUGCGUGACUGCGCCAUGCUGCUGCUGCAGGGGCUCGGCAUGGCUGUGCGGCACGGUGCAGCGGGGUGGCGGCCGCCUGGCGCCUCGACGCGGGCAGGCGGCUCUGGGCACCGCGGAGCUGGUCGCCGAGCAGCAGCAGCAGCCCAAGCAGCAGAAGCAAAAGAAGCAGCAGCAGAAGCAGCAGGGUGGAGGCAAGAAGGGGGAGGCCAGGGCCAUCACGCCAAAGAGCGAAGACUUUUCGAGGUGGUACCUGGAUGUGGUGCGUGAGUGCCAGCUGGCAGACUAUGGCCCCGUGCGAGGCACCAUGGUCAUCCGACCCUACGGAUAUGCGAUAUGGGAGGGGGUGCAGAGCCACCUGGACAGGGCGUUCAAGGAGACGGGCCACCAGAACGCCUACUUCCCGCAGCUCAUCCCCCUCAGCUUCCUGCAGAAGGAGGCAGACCAUGUGGAGGGGUUUGCUCCAGAGCUGGCCCUGGUCACCAAGGGCGGCGGCAAGGAGCUGGAGGAGCCUCUGGUUGUGCGGCCCACCAGCGAGACCAUUGUGAACCACAUGUUUGCGCAGUGGGUGCAAAGCUACCGCGACCUGCCGCUGCUCAUCAACCAGUGGGCUAACGUGCACCGCUGGGAGAUGCGCACCCGCCCCUUUGUGCGCACGCUGGAGUUUCUGUGGCAGGAGGGGCACACGGCGCACGCCACGGCGCAGGAGGCGGAGGAGGAGACGAUCCGCAUGCUGCGGGUGUACGAGGACUUUGCCGUCAAUGUGGCGGCCAUGCCGGUGGUGGCUGGGCGCAAGUCUCGCAUCGAGUCGUUUGCAGGCGCCAACUGCACGUACACGAUUGAGGCGAUGAUGGGGGACAGGCGGGCGCUGCAGGCAAGGAGGCGGGCACCUUGGGGGCGACAGGAGGGGGCACGACUGGCGGGCACCUCUCACAACCUGGGCGACAACUUUGCGCGCGCCUUUGGCACGCGGUAUCUGGACGAGGGCGGGCAGCUGCAGUACGUGCACCAGAGCAGCUGGGGCGUGAGCACGCGCAUGGUGGGAGGCAUCAUCAUGACGCACGGCGACGACGCGGGGCUGCGCCUGCCGCCGCGCCUGGCGCCCACGCAGGUCGUCAUCGUGCCGAUUCUGAAGAAGGAUGUGGACGGCGAGGCGGUGAUGGCGGCGGUGCAGCGGCUGGAGGCGGCGCUGCGGGGUGCGGGUGUGCGGGUGCAGGUGGAUGCCAGCACCGACAGGACGCCCGGCUGGAAGUUCAACCAGUAUGAGAUGAAGGGGGUGCCCGUGAGGGUGGAGGUGGGCCCCCGCGACGUGGAGCAGGGCACGUGCGUGACGGCGCGGCGCGACGUGGCGGGCAAGGAGGGCAAGCAGUUUGGCGUGCCGCUCGAGCCGGCGGCCUUUGUGCAGCACGUGACGGCGCUGCUGGAAGACAUACAGGCCGCGCUGCUGCGCCAGGCGCGCGACUUCCGGGACGCAAACAUCGUGGAUGUGGCCUCGUAUGAGGAGCUGCAGGCGGCGGUGGCGGAAGGCAAGUGGGCGCGGGGCCCGUGGGCGGGCAGCGACGAGCAGGAGCGGCAGGUGAAGGAGGAGACAAGCGCCACGCUGCGCUGCUUCCCCUUUGACCAGCCGCAGCACAGCGGCACCUGCUUUCUCACGGGGCAGCCCGCCACGGAGGUGGCCAUCUUCUCAAAGGCUUACUGA
Molecule: messenger RNA, 1719 nt
Organism: Chlorella variabilis
Lineage: Eukaryota; Viridiplantae; Chlorophyta; Trebouxiophyceae; Chlorellales; Chlorellaceae
Exons: 10
Coding region: 1-1719 (572 amino acids)
Biological process (GO): prolyl-tRNA aminoacylation
Cellular component (GO): cytoplasm; aminoacyl-tRNA synthetase multienzyme complex
Molecular function (GO): proline-tRNA ligase activity; ATP binding
Source: RefSeq, a predicted model, not a curated record